This is a messenger RNA of Diversispora eburnea, 894 nucleotides long. NCBI's taxonomy places the organism in Eukaryota, Fungi, Glomeromycota, Glomeromycetes, Diversisporales, Diversisporaceae. The record is from the annotation of a GenBank genome assembly.
AUGUCAACAUCUUAUAAACGCCAAGGUGGAACCAAUCAACGUAAUCAAAGUUAUUAUAAGCGCCCGCGGAUGGCACCCGUGAAACCACCACGGAAACCAUUUUUCGAUUUUCGACUUUCCAAACUUAUAAUUGGUGAUUUUGUUCUGGAAAAAAAUGGUGUAGAAGAGGAAAAAGGCGACUGUAGGCUUCGGUUUUAUCUUAAUAAUGCUAACGAUCCUUUGUCUAAACAAGAUGCUAUAGCAAUUGCUUGGAACAAUGGACAAACUAGAAUUAUUUUUGAUAUACUGAAUAUUCGUAAAAUCACUUUAACACAAAAAGAAGGCUGCUUUCAUAUCUCUACUACUGGAGAAGUUCAGAAAUUGGAUCAAAAUGGUACAUAUGCGAUUAGUGAAGAAGAUCCAACUUCCGGUCAUUUGGAUUUAAAUCAUGAUAUUAUUUGUUAUGUUGAUAUGGAUAAUCCAGUCACUCAACCAAAAUGGACAAAUCAAAAUAUUAAAGAAUGGACAAAUGAAAAUUCAAGAUUUAGACAAAUAUUGGAAGUAACGGAUGCUGAGGAGUCCAAGACAUUCGAAGAUGUGGUAAAUUCAUGGGCUAGAAGUUCUAAUCAUGGAUUACUUAGUGAUCGAUUACUUUUCGCUAAAGUUCAACUUUGCAAAGUGGAUCGACUCUUUGAAAUUAUUACUCGUUUGAUACGUAAAGAAUCAUCACUUGGACCAGCUAUUGAUGGAUUGACCAUCAUAAUUAAAGAUCUUUCUAAAAAGUGUUGUUUGAAAUCUGAUGAUUUAGAAAAAAUGGUAGCACCAGUGGUAAAUACCAUACCAGAAUAUUUGAUAUUGAGAGCAUUAGAAUCGAUGUGGAAAGCCGAAGAACGUGAUGCCACCGGAGUCGUGUAA